Rhopilema esculentum is the source of this 3703-nucleotide messenger RNA. RefSeq names its product lymphocyte-specific helicase. Gene Ontology annotation, cellular component: nucleus; pericentric heterochromatin. Lineage: Eukaryota; Metazoa; Cnidaria; Scyphozoa; Rhizostomeae; Rhizostomatidae. Gene Ontology annotation, molecular function: ATP binding; chromatin binding. Gene Ontology annotation, biological process: DNA methylation-dependent constitutive heterochromatin formation; pericentric heterochromatin formation; lymphocyte proliferation. The record is from RefSeq and is a predicted model, not a curated record.
AUGAACUCGAGGCUGCAAGUGUGCUCUUCCCGCCAAAAUAUUGACGCACAUGCAUUCGUGAUUGCUUUCGCCAUCAUGGUGUUCUUGUCGACUGGGUGCACGAUUGGCCUUGACCAGCCAGAGCUAAAAAGAGAUUUCAAAGACAAGAAUAAAGCACAAAAUGAAGUCAAUAUUGAAAUGAAAGAAAAUGUGCCAGAAGGAAAUAAUAAUAAUUUACCUCCAGUUGAUGAAUCAAAUCAACAAUUAGCAAUGGGAGCUGUGCUGGACAGUUACAUAACAAACUCUAGUGUUGCAACUCAAAAAGAAGCGAAGGUAGAAGCCAAAUGCGAGGAAGACGAUAAAUCUAUAGAAGAUAGAAGUGAGACCAAGGCUACUAAUGAAGAACAAACAAGGCCUCUUCCUGGAGAUGAAAAGUACAUAAGACUGAAGAGUCUUCUUGACAGGUCAAAUGUAUAUGCUCAGUUUGUAUUAAAGCAAAUUGAACACCAGAGACAGCAGGAUAAGGUGAAAAAAGAAGAAAGAAAGAAGUCUAAAGAAAAACGAGCAGCAGAGUUAGCCAAAAAGAAAGAAGAUACUUCAGAUCAGAUUGUUCCAGAUGUAGAUUCCCACCAGACCAGGUCAGGACGACAACCAGCCAAAAGAGUUCAAGCAUCUUCAACCAAAGAGAACAAAAAACGAAAGAGGAAUGAUGAAAAAGACCAACAGGAUGGUGCUCGCAAUUCUCCUAAAAAGUCAAGAAAGUCUAAGUCUAAGAAUGAAGAUGAAGGGUCUCCGGAUCAUGAUACCGAAUUGAGUGCUGACAUACAUACCGAUGAUUCAGAAAACUCAAAAACAAGAACAUUCAAUGGAGAAAUAAUUUCGGACAGGCAGCCCAUCUUGGUAUCAGGUGGUUUGAUGAGAAGCUACCAGUUGGAUGGUUUGGAAUGGAUGAGAGGACUUUUUGAAAAUGGUAUAAAUGGAAUCCUGGCUGAUGAAAUGGGCCUUGGUAAAACUCUUCAGUGCAUUUCACUUUUGUCAUACUUUAUUGAGAGAGGGAUGAGAGGACCUUUCCUUAUUGCUGCUCCACUUUCAACUUUACCAAACUGGGUUUCAGAGUUUAAGAAGUUUGCACCAAAGAUAAAAACACUUCUGUAUCAUGGAAGCAAGGAUGAAAGACACAUAAUGCGACAGAAGAUCCUCAAGCUGGGCUAUGUUGACCAGAGCAUUAACCUUAAGGCAUACCCAGUUGUGAUCACAUCAUAUGAAAUAAUAAUGAGGGACAGAGCUGCCUUGAAUGUACACCCUUGGAAGUAUAUUAUCAUUGAUGAAGGACAUCGGAUAAAGAAUCUAAAUUGUCGCCUGAUAAGUGAGCUGAAAACAUAUAAGAAUGCAAACCGUCUCCUUCUUACUGGAACACCUCUGCAGAAUAACCUAUCAGAGCUCUGGUCGCUACUUAAUUUUCUACUUCCUGACAUCUUUGAUGACUUAAAAAGUUUCGAAGAGUGGUUUGAUUUCAGUGCCAUUGGUGAAGAUGAUGGGGACGAAAAGCUCAUUGCACAGGAGCAGGAAGCGCACGUCCUUGAAACUCUUCACGCUAUACUCACACCGUUUCUGUUGCGAAGACUCAAAACUGACGUUGACUUAACGAUUCCACCAAAACGAGAGCUCAUUGUUUACGCGCCGUUAACUGCUGAACAAGAAGAGUUCUAUAAAGGAACUCUGGAUAAGACCAUUUUGGACAAAUUGCGAAAAAAACAGGAACCCGAGCCUCAGGUAGUCUACACGCCAACAGGUAGACCGAAGAGGAGGUCCACAAAAAAUGUUAAUUAUCAAUCGAUGCUAGCUCAGGAUUCUGAAAGUUUUGAUUUUGACGAGCUACUGGAGAAAAUGACUGCUGAUGAGGAAUCCAAAAUGGCUGAAGCAAGACAAAAAGCCAAAGCAGCCGAGAAAAAAACGUCUGUGGUAUCCAUAAAAUUACAAAACAUUUUGAUGCAGUUGCGCAAAUGCUGCAACCAUCCUUAUUUACUCGAACACCCGCUUGACCCUGAAACCAAUGAAUAUGUUGUGAAUGAAAGCAUUGUUAAAGUCAGUGGUAAAAUGAAGCUGCUUGACAAAAUGCUUCCUGAACUGAAGAAACGAGGACACAAGGUGCUGAUCUUCUCCCAAAUGACCAGAAUGCUUGACCUCAUAGAAGACUUCUGUCACCUCCGCGAUUACGAUUAUUCAAGAAUAGAUGGAACAAUGUCGAUUCCUGAUCGACAGGAAAUGAUUGAAAGAUUUAACAAUGACUCGGGAGUGUUCCUCUUUUUGCUAAGCACCAGAGCUGGUGGCCUGGGACUUAAUCUGUCAGCCGCUGAUACCUGUAUUAUUUAUGACAGUGAUUGGAAUCCACAGGUUGACCUUCAGGCUCAAGACAGAUGUCAUCGUAUCGGCCAAACGAAGCCCGUGUUGAUAUUUCGAUACGUAACUGCAAACAGUGUUGACGAAAAAGUAGUCGAAAGAGCAGCGUCGAAACGUAAGUUGGAAAAGAUGGUCAUUCAUAAAGGUCGUUUCAAAGGACGACAGACGUCACACAAACUAUCGCCUGAAGAGCUGUUGGAACUCUUGAAAUCGAACGAUCAUAGUCACGUGUCAGAUAUAGGAGAUGAUCUUGUAAUUAGUGACGAAUGUCUUAAUCGAUUGCUGGAUCGCAGUGCCUUAGAAGUGCGCCCUGAAGCUAGAACUAAGGAGGAUAGUACAGUUGAAUCAGACUUAUUUAAAAUUGUUGAGCAAUCACAGGAAGAUGUUUUAUUUUGAAUGUGGAAAUAAAGACUUAUUCUUGAAGCAAGAAUAGGUUAUGAAGAUAAAGUUCUGGAGAACGAGUUCUCCUUUGAGUUCGUUAGUCUCAAUGACUUUGUAAUCAUUGCUAGUCGCUAUUGAAAUUACAUAAUAAGCCAAGAAACUUGGUACAAAAAAUGUAUAAACUUUACUGGUUUAAUAAUCGUUUUGAAAGAUGCAUUUUGUAUUUAAAGUUUAAAAGUUUGUAAAGGAAACGAAUUUUUGCAAAUCGGUGAUGCCAUGUACCAAUAAUAAUGUCUUUAAACUGCUCAAUGUUAGAACGAAAAUAUUAUCCUUGUUUCUAAAUAUAUAACAAUCUUAAAACUUUAUUGAUAAACUUCCUUAACGAUGUCUGCAAAGCAUGCUAUUGUGUACCCGAUGUUCUUCAAGACUAGCUUCCACAUCCCCUUGCAGGGCACCAGGGCACUACCUUUUGUAUUUGUUCUGAUUGGAUAAGAACUCUUUUCUCUGAACAACUUAUUGAGAAAUAGGUCACAUCUAACGUUCGGCGAUAGCCAUGUUUUAUGUAUCGAAGGGGCACCGUGCUCCAGAUUCGUAAAACGAUGCUAUAGCUAGGCCUUCUUUUUAAAAGCAACCAAAGAUUGUUAUUAACCAAUAGACUAUUAACUAGUUCUUAUGUACCCAUAUGCAUUUCCCAGUUGAAGACAAAUUUGCUCGUAAGUGACACAACCCAGUUACUUCGCUUUUUGUCUGCGUAUGGUUUUUUAAAAAUAUUAUAAAUUUGUGGCUUCGGCUCGCAACCUACAAACUGUUUUAAAAUUUUUGUAAAUAUAAAAAAAAUAUUGUUUAAGGGAAAUAUUAAAUAUCUUGAUGAUAAGUAUUUACAUUGUAUUUAACGACCGUGUUUUGUUGCUGUCAAAUAGCAUUUUGUUCAGUCUUGUUCUCA